Xyrichtys novacula (pearly razorfish) is the source of this 28553-nucleotide messenger RNA. NCBI's taxonomy places the organism in Eukaryota, Metazoa, Chordata, Actinopteri, Labriformes, Labridae. The record is from the annotation of a GenBank genome assembly.
AUGUUGGACCCAGUAAAAAUGAAGGAGUCCUGCAGGAUCUGCGCUCGAGAACUCUGUGGUAACCAGCGUAGGUGGAUCUUCCACCCGGCCGCCAAGGUGAACCUGCAGGUCCUGCUGUCCCACGCUCUGGGUCGUGAGCUGACCCGGGACGGGCGUGGGGAGUUCGCCUGCUCCAAGUGCACCUUCAUGCUGGACCGGAUGUACCGCUUUGACACGGUCAUCGCCCGGGUGGAGGCGCUGUCUCUGGAGCGCCUCCAUAAGCUGCUCCUGGAGAAGGACCGGCUCAGACAGUGUAUCGGAGGUCUGUACCGCAAGAACAACGCCGAGGAUUGGACGGCGGCUCCACCCGGCGCCGUCAUGGAGGUGAUCGUGACAGAGGCCGAGUCUGAAGACUCCCCUGUGGUGGAUCUGUCAGCCCUGCAGGAUGUGAGAUACUCAGACAUGAUCCAGGAUGACCUGACGUACUCGGUGUAUGAAUCCUGGGCGGAUAAGGAAGAACCGACCCUGGACCAGAACACCCACCAGCACCACCUCCUCCAGUGCCCAGGAGCGGACCCUCUUUCUGGGCAGAAGCCAAGGCGCUGCAAAGGCUGCGCAGCGCUCCGUGUGGCGGAUUCCGACUACGAGGCGGUCUGUAAGGUUCCUCGCAGGAUAGGGCGCCGGAGCACAUCCUGCGGCCCAUCUCAACGUUACUCCCCGACCACUCCAGCCAUGGAGGAUCCUGCAAGAACAUCAGAGUCCAUGUCGGUCGCCUUUGAGUCCCCUUCAGGCGACGCCGAUAAGACGCUGUGUGACAGGACCAGUCCCAGUCCGGCGUCCUCUGUGGAGUCACUGGAAACGGCGGUGGACAUGAGCUCUCCGUCUGCAAACCACAAAGAAAGAGAGGAACCAGAACCAGAACCAGAACCAGAGGAGGCUCCAGUGAGGAGGGGAGAGACCCCGUGGGACAAACCCCCGAGUGAGAGCGCCCUCUCUGGUCUGGAGGUGACACUGAGCCUCCUGAGGAGCUGCGAGUAUCGACCCGUCAAGACCCGGAGGGGCAGCAAGCUCCCGGUUCUGAUCAAAUCCAGCCUGACGCCGCACGCACCGAGGUCGCCCUGUGGGGGGGCGGGGGACUGCGACCUGUACACCCAUCAUCAGCAGGUACCGGAGGUCGUGACCCCGUGUCCUCAUCAGGAGCUGCAGGCGGAGCUGGCGGAGAUGGAGGAGCAGUGGAUGGACGAGUAUGUCCAGUGUGGGCCGUUUCGCUUCCAGCAGGUGAUGACCGCUGAUGACCUCUGAUGACCUCUCUGUUCAGGUGUAGAUUGACCUGAUGAGGGUCCCAGUGUCAGGAUACCUCCACCUUAGCUGCAUCAUUUUUUUGGCUGUUUUUUCCCACUUUCCAGGUGGAGGUGGUCUAUUACAGUCAUUACAGCCGACUAUUUCAGUCAAAUUAAUUCACCUUUCAGGGCUCGACAGUGCGACGUUUAACUCGCAUUUGCGACUAAAAAUGGAUGUUUGCAAGGCAACAAAUGUUUUUUCCUGUAAAUACGGCGGUGAAGUUAGUUUUAGGUUGGAUAUAUUUUCCUGUAAAUACGGCGGUGAAGUUAGUUUCAGGUUGGAUAUAUUUUCCUGUAAAUACGGCGGUGAAGUUAGUUUUAGGUUGGAUAUAUUUUCCUGUAAAUACGGCGGUGAAGUUAGUUUCAGGUUGGAUAUAUUUUCCUGUAAAUACGGCGGUGAAGUUAGUUUUAGGUUGGAUAUAUUUUCCUGUAAAUACGGCGGUGAAGUUAGUUUCAGGUUGGAUAUAUUUUCCUGUAAAUACGGCGGUGAAGUUAGUUUCAGGUUGGAUAUAUUUUCCUGUAAAUACGGCAGUGAAGUUAGUUUUAGGUUGGAUAUAUUUUCCUGUAAAUACGGCGGUGAAGUUAGUUUCAGGUUGGAUAUCUGACGGACAUUCUCUGAGGAUCUACCGGUGUCUUCUCACUCUCCAUAACCGGGAAUAACAACAGCAGCGCGGUUAAAUCUACUCGACACCCUCACUGUCAACGUCGGUGUUGAAUAAGGGACCGUCAAUAAAUUACCGGUUGAUGUUCUCAGAAAAGGCUGUUUUCCUUCAAUAGCUUCCAUGUCAUGUGACCAAAAGAUCUAAAAUUGACAAACAUUAUUUGAUUAAUUUUCAUUGUGCCCCUAAAGUUGGUUGUGCGGCCCUUACUUUUCAGCUUAGGAGAACAUGUGAACAAAGUUAGCGUCGAGCCCUGACUUCUAACUAUUUUAACUCUAAAGAAACUCCCUGAAAUCUGUCCUAAAAGUCAAAAGAGUAUCACAGUACAACUGAAGCUCUGAUUUAAAUUUACAGAGAAUUGGAUUCUAAAUGUUCUCCAGAGACUUUGGCGUUUCAGUCGAAUUAUCAUCUUUACAGAGGUUGACUUUAGCAGAUCUGAGAGGCGGAGGACUCAGACUUUCAUCCUGAACGUUAACGGAUCAGGUCUCGAUCUAAAGCCGACCGCCUCGUUAAUAAAGGAGGUCAGACUUCUUCUUCUUACUCAUCUCCUUCUCUGCUGAUGAAGCCGAACGCUCUCGGCGCCUUGAUCACCCUCUCAGGGGGGGGAUAGCAUAGAUUCUCUCCCUCCUCUGUAUCCUAGCAACACUUCCGUUUCCAUGGAGACAGUCUCCAGCUACUCGGUCCGGGUUAAGACUCGGCUCCGGCUUCAUCGCUCUCCUUUGUUAUGCUAAUGAAGAGAGUGAGAGUGUGUGUGUUAGGAGAGACAAGGCGGCUCUGUGACGGUCUACGAUCCGUGAGGCUGUUAGUCUGUUAAAGAGUGAUAAAACAGGCUGAGUGAGAGAGCUGUCAGAGCGGAGAGGGACGAGCAGUUUACACCAUCACACGCUGAGUUUAGGAGACACGUAUAUAUUCUCUUAAGCCACUGACGAUUACAAGGAAGAGAAACGUGUGAAAAAAGGUUCAUUCUACAUGGACUUUAAAUUUAAAAUUAACUAGAGAAACGGUGAUAACUUAGGUUUGUUUACGGAGACCAGAACGUGAAAAUAUCAGUGAAACAAAACAACAAAGUAAGGCUUAAAUAAUUAUAACAAGAUUAAACAGAAAACAGGUAUUCUUUCAAUCAAACAAAUAAUCAAAAACUCAGACAAAGAGAGAGGAAAAGGAACCAAAAAACAAUCCAAGAGUUCUUUAUGUCAGUCAAGUAAUCCUCCGUUUCUGUUUCAGUCUCAAUCUUUAGUCCAACCACUUAAGUUGAGUGAGUUCGUGGUUCAUCUCCAGUUUGCUCACCAUCGUUGUUCAGUCAUCAAAAAGGUAACAAAAAAAAAACUAAUCUAAGGGUCAUAGAAGAAAGAAAUAAGUCUGUGAACAACCAUACUAAACAAUAACACAGUACAUGAACUCCAAUGGAUGUUUAAAUAAUUAAAUAAUAUUGAUUCAAAUUAACCUAACAUGAAAAAAAAUCCAAAACAAACAUGAUAAAUUAACCUUACAUUGAGAAAGUGACAGAAACAACCACAAAAUCAGCCUUCACCAAAAGAACGAACCAAAAAUCAAACAGGAAAUAGCGUCUUGCGUACAGAAACACCAGGCCUUAAAUUGACGUUUUUCUUACAGGGGUUUGGUGUAUGUGCGGUCAACGCAGUUUGUGCAGAGCUACAUGACUAAAUUCUAAUAACAAUAAAUACUAACAAGAUAACUGAAGUUAAAUGAGCAAAAGUUUCAGCAAGUUUCUACAUUUUUUAGAGUGUAAAGAUCGUGUUUUACGGUUCCUUUAAGAGUCCGACUCUGCUGGUCUUAGAGGAAACGCUGACACGGGUUAAAUUUUCUAAUUAAAGAGGCAGAGCUGAGGUGGAGCUGAGGCAGCAACAUCCUUAAAUGUGCAAAUUUAUGACAAACUCUUCCCCUUAAAUCCACCUUAACAAAUGCAUUUCAAUGGUUGCUUUUGCUUUUGCUUUUGCAACCAGCCCCUAGUGGACUCUGGAGGAACCGCAGGCUUAUUCACUCCUACAUUGGCUCUAAUUUAUCUGCAGCUCAGUUUAAACAAGUGGGGGAUCAGAAAUACUGUUUUCCUAUUAAAAAUGACGACUUUAUUUUGGGAACAUCUUAAAAAACGAUCAUAAAUGAUACAGAGAUCAUCGUCAGGAGUGAAACUAAGAGGUUAAAACGUUCAAACAGAAAUGAGCUGAGCUGACAGAAAAAGAGAAAAACAAACAAACUGGUUUCGCUCGUCUCUUCUUCUACAUUUUUUUCCAGUUCACUCGUGUUUAUUAUCGCCUCGUGUUGUUGUGAUCCGCUGUGAGAGUCAGACACUAAUAGACUGAGUGUGACAUCAGGUCAUCGCACACAUCCUGAAAACAAAAACAAGGAAGUCAACAACACGCUGCCAUGACGACAGGCGCUUCCUCAGGAAGUCAUCGGAGGACAGUGAAGUGACUCUGGUCCUCCUCUCAGCUGCAGACAGACGGUUAACCGUCGCUCAGCGCUCGCUAAUCAGACCGCCGUUUACUUCCUGUGCUGACCUGUUUUUAUUCUCCGUCCUCCAGAGGCUGAUUGACGAGCAGCAGGGCCGACUCAGCCAGUAUGAGAGCGCCGCGGGUCAGUGUGUGGGCGAGCUGCAGAAGGCCCAGGACCAGGUCCGCUCGCUGCAGGCCAAGAUCAGAGAGAGCGAGACCAGGAACCAGGUACGCUAACACCUGUCUGCACGUCCACCUGUCUGUUCUGAUCCGAGUUCUGACCCGUCUCUGCGCUCGUGUGUCUUUAGAAGCUGCAGAGACGUCUCGGUGAGAUGGAGCUGGAGCUUCGAUCUGCUCAGGAGGAAGCUCAGAGACAGGAGAGGAACAUCCAGAACAUCACCGACACGGUCCACUCCAAAGACGCUCAGGUAGAGACGGAGAGAGAGAGACGAAAACUCUGCAAAGACAGAAAGUCAGAGCAAAGUGAGUGAAUGAGUGAAUGAAUGAAUGAAUGUUUGUGUUUUCAGGCCGCAGAGCUGUGUCACGUGAUCGAGGAGCAGAAUAAGAUGCUGUGUUCGCUCAAAGAGCUCGCCAACCACAGUCAGCUGCAGCAGCUGCAGGUCCGUCCUCCGAGUCGAACAAAUCAAGUCUUUUCACAUCGCAGAGACGCUAAAGACACCAGACACUACUCAGUCUGUCCUCCUCUGUCUGUCCUCCUCUGUCUGUCCUCCCGCAGGUCUCUGGAGCUGAGAGUCUCCGGGGUCAGGGUGAGGUCCUGGCUCUGCAGGCGUCCCUCUUCCAGGCUCAGCUGGAGCUGCAGGCCGGUCAGCGUGGUCAGCAACAGGCCGCCAGGACGCAGGAGGACCUGAACCGAGCCCUGCAGAGGCUGGAGAAGGACCUGCAGGGGGCGCUGCAGCACAGACGGGAGACGGAGAGACACAACCAGGUCAGAGAAGAAGAGUUAGAUGUAACCCUACCUGUGAAUUUGAAGCUCCAUCCAGAUUACUUUGUCUCUAAAACAGACGUGCAGAUAAAUGUUCGUAAAAUAAUCAUUUUUGAACUUUUUUUUUUACUUUUUUCGACUCAAAUCUCUUGAACAACUUACGCUCUGAUCAUUAAAAACAUAAUAAAUACAUAUUUGAUGUAUAAUAUGAAGGAAAAUAAGAACUCUCACUGAAUUAGAUUUUCUCGAUCUUUAAAACUGAGACUGUCGGCUCAGAAUAAAGAGGAAAAAACGACAAAUGUCCUCAAAACGGACCGAGGAGGAACCGAGGGUUAACGUUCAGAUUUUAAACAUGAAGAUCAUCCCUGUGAAGAUCAUCUCGACUUUGUUCGUCUUCAGGAGCUGCAGCUGGUUCUGGAGUGCGCUCGCUCGACCCUCCAGGAGAGAGAGGAGCAGCUGAGAGAGCGAGAGACGGACCGACGGAGGGAGGAGGAGGAGAGAGAGAGGACCAUCAGAGAGCUGAGGACGUCUGUGCAGAGCAAAGAGCGGCUGAUCCAGGUCCGACACACACACACAUGGACACACACACACACACACACACACCUGAACACACACACCUGAACACACCUGACCGUCUUCUGUUCCUCUCAGGACUGUGAGCUGCUGGAGGACCCGAAGGAGAAGAGAGACUCCGUCCUUCAGAAACUCCGUCAGCGAAUCAAAGAGAGAGACCGAGCGCUGGAGGUCAGAACGACAAACUCCACCUGUUCCUGUCUGUUUAUUGAUUUAUCGAUCGAUUGAUCAGAUCAGAACUUUGACUCGUUUUCUCCUCAGCGAGCCGUCGACGAGAAGUUCCGCUGCGUGGAGGAGAAGGAGGAGGAGCUUCGUCGACAUCAGCUGCUCCUCAGAGAGAAGGAGAGAGACCUGGAGAGGCAGCGCUGCGUCCUGACCAACAACGAGGAGACCAUCUCUGUAGGGACACACACACACUCUUCACACACACACACUUCACACACACUCUUCCUCCUCCUCUUCCUCCUCGUUCUCUGAGUGUGUUUGUGUGUGUGACAGAGCCUGGAGGUGCUGCUGCGCGGUAAGGCCCUGGAGCUGGAGCAGGUGAGCGACGCCUGGAGGAACGUUCAGCAUCAGCAGCAGGACGGCGAGGAGAGGACGAGCCGAGUCCUGAGAGAGAGGGACGCCAUCAUCGGUCAGCUGCAGGGGGCGCUGCACGCUCGAACGCAGGAGGCCCAGGUGAGUUUAGAGGAAACAGAGAGACCAGCUGAGAAGGUUCCAUUCUUCUUCUUCUUCUUCUUCAUGUCUCCUCCUCGUCUUCUUCUUUUUCUCUACUCCAGGAUCUGCGCUGCACCCUCCUCACUCGCAUCCAAUCAGCUCCCAGCGAGGUCCUGGAGGAGCUGAAGGUCCGCCUCCAGCUCAAGGACCGCCUCUUCCAGGAGGUCCUCGCCGACCGCACACGGCAGGCCCAGGAGCACCAGGAGCAGGUCCAGGAUCUGCUGCAGACCAUCAGCUCCAGGGACCAGUACAUCCAGGUACAGAGAGGUUCAGAGAACUGAUCCGGUCCACUUUAGAGUUCAGAACCUGAUGAGGGUCUCUCUGCAGGACUCUGCGACCCGCCUGGACGAGGUGAUGACGGAGCAGACCAGCAGGCUGCAGGAGCUCCGGAGACAGCUGAGCUCUGGUCCGGGAUCCAGGUCCGACUCUGGUCUGGACUCGGCCGUGGAGAUCCAGGCCCUGCAGGAGGAGCUGCGUCUGGCUCUGAGGAGGGAGAAGGAGAACCAGGAGCAGAACCGGGGUCAGACCAGCAGGGUGGAGUCCCUCAGCAGGACUCUGCACGUGAAGGAGGAGCUCAUCAGGGUCAGUGGGGGGUCAGAGGUCUCCACGGUGGUCUUCAUGUCCUGGUUUAGGUCUCGGACUCACCUGUCCUCUGUUUGUUUCAGGACCUGCAGAGACAGCUGGUGGACCCCUCGGCUCUCCCUCUGGUGGAGCGUCUGACUCAGGAGGUCCAGGAGCUGAGGGAGAACCUCUUCCAGCAGGAGGGUCCUCCGGCCCGCGGCCCCGUUCUGGGCCGGGACCGAGGCGGCGGCAGACAGCCCGAGUUUGGAGGUGGGCAUCAGAGGAGCAUGGGACAGUAUCUGUAACAGGAGGGGGCACGGCUGUGGGGGUCCGGGUGGAGGGUCCUGCUGUGGGGGUCUAAUGGUGAUCUGGUCUGGUCUGCUCUGGUCUGGUCUGGUCUGGUGUGGAUACUAACCCUGAACAAAAACCUGCAUGUUUGUAAAACACAGAAAAGUCACUUUUGAACUUUUGACCGUCAGUGUUUUUGAACGACGUUAUUAUUAUUAUUUUUUUUAAAUAAUAUUUAAUUAUUUUUAAAAAGUUUGAAAAUCAGAAAUUUCAACUUCAGAUCCUUGUUCCUUAACCUAAAAAAUUUUCUCUAAUUUUUCCUCAAAGUUGAAAAAGGUUUUGGUCAAAAAGUCAAAGAUGAAAUGAAAAAGUUUAGAUUCAUUCAGGACGAAUAUUUCUGACCCUCACAGAGACGGUCGGUGUUUCUCCUGACUGAAUCAGUCAAAGAUGACCCUCAAAAUUUCCCUAUUUUCCCUAUCCGACAAAAAUUUGCCACAAGAGUCUGAAAUGUUUGUUUUCAUCCUUUUGAAUUUUUAAAACGAGGAUUUUUUCAUCCUUUCUUUGAUAUUUUUUGCUUUUUUAUCACAUUUACUGCUCUGCUGAAUAACAGCACAUUAAAAAAAUCUUCGUUUUCGUCCUUUUGAAUUUUUAAAACGAGGAUUUUUUCAUACUUUUUUUCGUCACGUUAAACAACGUUGUCCUGACACGAUUGUAAACUUUUCUUUGACUCAAACGAGGUUUCCUCUGUUAAAAGUUUGUGUAAAUGUAUUUUCUCAUAUUAACACCUGGUUUUAUUAUAUGCAGUAAUAAUGUCUGACUUCAUGGAUGAUGUGUGCCUUUAUGCAUGUUCAGAAAAUCUCCUCCCAGUUUAAAAAAAUGUUUUUAAUUUGAUUUUUCAGAUUCAGAAAGUUUGUUUCUGUGAUUUUAUGAAACUGUGAAAUUUAACAGCCGUCUCUGUCGUUUCAUUUGGAGGAAUUUAACGAUAAAAACUGGAGUGCAGAGAGUCUGAGUCUGACAGAUGUUUAAAAAAAUAACCGUAAAUGUCAAUAAAUGAACCUGCUUCAUGCAUGUUUGAUUUUUACAGAUUUCUACAUUUGCUCUCCUGUUCGACUUGUUUCUGUUCCUCCUCUUUGCACAUGAUGUCUUUAAAACACAGUUACAGAAGCACCAAAACCACACUGUCUCUUCACGAUGUUCAACAAAUAAAUAUCAUAUAUUUAUACUAACGUCCCAAAAGUCUCGGAUCACAAUCAGCUGAAUGUUUGGCUGUUAAAUGUCAAAUUUAAAUCAGUGAAAGUGUAAAACCUCGACAAACACGCCCCCUGCUGGUUAAUAUCCCCUCCUAAAAAGAGAGACUCACAGCUGAGCAGGGAGUCCUUUAGUCCGGGUCUAAAACCGGAUCAGGAUUGAACUCAUUUUCAGAUUUUUAACUCUGAUCAAAGCAGCAACAUUUCCCGUACUUAUAAUUAAAAUUUGAUUCACUUCCUAAAAUAAUAUUUAUUCAUCCAACUCCUGAUGUUUGAAACACAAACAGUCCUCCUUACUGUUGAAAAUCCCAGAUAACACGUUUCUAAAAACACAUAAAAAUCUAAAAAACAAAGACGAUCUCUUAAAAACUCUUAUUUUCUGAAUUUAAAGAACAAAAUUAGUUUUUUAAUCCCUCCAUCUCCCUGAAAUCUUCCCAAAAACAUCCAAGAUAUUAAAGAGGUGACAAUAAAUCUGCAGAACUGUGGGAACAAAUGAGACAGAAAAACAGCGACACACUUUUGUCUCAGCUGUGAAUGAAUCUCACUUUACUCAUUAUCUAUUAGCAUUUUUAGGGGCAUCAAAUCUGGAUUAAAUCCCAAAAUGUGACUCAAGCAGACCUGACUGACUCUGAUUCAGAGACCCGAACUUCAGGUUUAAGUUUUACCUCAAUAAAGAGCAGCUGAUAAACCCGAACAAUCGUCCUAAAGUAAAAAAAUAAGUUAUUUUUUAUUCCAUUUAAAGUGAAAACUGAACGAUCUGAACUCAACUGAACUCCAGGAACACAAACUCAGUUUCACAAAGUCACAGAUUUGCUGCAGAGAUGAUUAUAAAGGAGGAGGAGGAGGAGGAGCAGGAGGAGGAGGAGGAGGAGGAGGAGGAGCAGGUUUGAUUUGAUGUUUUGUGUCUUUGUGCAGAAAUGAGUUCAGAGGAUGAAGAUGAAGAGGAUUUCAACAGCGAAUACACCGAGAGCGUGGAUGAAGACGAGUCCAAACUGAGGCUCCAAACGAAGGUCUGAGUGAUCAUUUCUUCGAUUUUCUCUCAGACUGAUUUUAAAACACACUUGAUGGUUUUUCUGACUCACAGUUUCUCUCUGUUUGUGCGUCUGAUCAGGUCUGUGGAUCUGCAGGAAAGUCCUCCUCCUCUGACCUUCUGUUCGAGGGUCAGGGUCUGCUGGAGGUCAAACAUCUGGUGGAGCAGAAGCGGGUGGUGGAGAGAGAGCUGGGUGAGCUGAAGGCUCAGCUGGAGAAGGCCGGCUUCUCCUCGCUCUCUCAGAUGAGGUACGAGGAUCAGAGAAAGGUCUUCAGCUGAGAUGUUUCCUCUGAAUGAUCUCUGGUGACCUCUGUCUUUGUCUGAUCUAAAGGAAAGCUCUCUUCAGUCUUCAAACCGAGAACCAAGAUCUGAAACAUCACCUGCAGCCGGGCGGCGAGCAGAGAGGAGAGGAGGAGGAGGAGGAGGAAGAGGAGGAGCUGGAUGUGACCAUCGAAGGCGUGGAGGAGGAUGAAGAAGAGGAGGAGAGCUCUGGGAUGUGGGACGCCUGGGACACCGAACUAUCUCUGUCUCAACAUGAUCAGAGAGUCCAGACCAGACCGGAGUCUCUGCAGCUGAUCCACAACAAGAACUCCACCUCCUCACAGGUAAGGAGGUCCAGAUCCCUGACCCUGCAGGGUCCAGAACCUGAAACCUUAAAGAUGGUCUCAAACUUCUUCUCCUGAUGUUUCUGAUGCAGGACGAAGCGGACGGCGAGCGCUCGGCCGCUCAGUCCUCCGCCAAGUGUGAGAAGACGGUCCGUCUGCAGCAGAAGAGCAAAGAGCUGAGAGAGAGGCUGAUGGUGUCUGAGGCCACGGUGCAGGCUCAGGCCGAGCAGCUCAAGGACUACAGGGAGCUGCUGAGUGAGCGCAUGAAUCCACCUCUGAGUUAAUGUGUUAAAGGGAUAUUCCACCGUUAAAUUAAGUCAGGGUCAAACACACCGUAACACCGAGUUAGACACCACCUCCAGAGAUGAAUGUUUUCCAGUUCUUUGUUGGAAGGACAACUGGAGUGGCUAUAGAGUGGAGUUUUGGUUGGGGGCGUGGCUCUCUGUAUUUCUAUCCUGCGGUCGUUACUACAGUUGGUAUAACUAGAGAAGGAAGUGGUCGACAACAUUCAUCUCUGGAGGGGGGGGUCUAACUUGGUGUUACAGCAUGUUUGACUCUAAAUUAAUUUUACGUCAAAAUAUCCCUUUAAAUAUUUGAUAAAAGUACAAGAUUAGAGAUGAAUAAUUCAAACUAAAGUUGAAGUUUCUUUCUCCUCUCUUCUGUGUCUCUGCAGCGGAGACAGCCGUGCAGCAGGACAGUAAACAGAUCCAGGUGGACCUGCAGGAUCUGGGCUAUGAGACGUGCGGCCGCAGUGAGAACGAAGCUGAGAGGGAAGACACGAGCAGUCCAGGUACGUCAGUCUGUCUGCAGAAACACCUGAGCGUGUUUUUAAAAGGACAUGAGCCAAAAAAUAAAAAAAAUUUAAGGACACUUUUUCAGACUCAGAUCUGAUCUGAAUAUCACAAAGUUACAAUGAUCGGUUAUUCUAAAUAUAAAGUAUUUCACCUGAAAGGAUAAACUUCUGUAGUUGUAAUUCCAUCUUUAAACACUAGAGGGAAGCAGAGAACAGUAUUAGCACAAUAACCUGGUCCAGUUUUUCUCAUGUUUUCAGCCUAAAAAUAAACAAACAGAAGCUCUGGAGAAAAAAAAUCUUUUUUUUUUCAUUUAUUCUGUUUUUUUCCGUCUGUUUUCAUCUCUUCUUUUUUUUAACUCUAUGAAGUUAUUUAGAAAUCAUCUGCUUUUAUUUCAAAUAUCAAACUGCAAAGAAAAUCUUGUUGCUGCAGAUUUAAAUCUUAAAAACAGAUUAAAUCAAAUUUCUGUUUAAUCUAAUCUAAUCCGUGUGUUUCCCAUCAGAGUUCGAUGACCUGGAGAUGUGCACGUCUCUGGACUGCGGCUCUCAAUGGUGGCCGACCACCUCCACCUCCACCACCUCCAGCAGCAGCUCCACCUUCACUAAAACCACCACCCAGAUCUCCACCUAUGGAGAGGACACCUCGUCUCUGCAGCGCCUGGUGGAGGACCUCCGCUCGCAGCUGUCCCGCUCCCAGGCUGUGAUCCGCGGGCUCCAGAACCGGCUCCGCUCCCUCCCCACGUCCAGCGACUGCGGACCCUCCACCCCCAGGAAGGUGAACUGGUCCUUCCAGGCCUCGCCCUCCCAGAGCGGGGCGGAGGAAGACGAGGGCUGGCAGUCGUCUGACGGAGGUCCUUUAGCCUCUCCACGUCACCCACAUCACCCUGACAAAGGCCUGCAGGAGCUGGUGUCCCGCGUGGACGCUCUGGAGGACCAGCUGAGGAAGGGAGGGAAGAAGACCGCUAGCGAGGACGCCAAGUCUGCGACCUGGCCGGGGUGAGUAAGAGAGAGAGAGCGAGGAGACGAAAACGAUAUUUUGUUUUAGUCUGAGAGGAAACAGAAAAAAGUCUAAUCUUUACUUCUGAUAAAAAUAGAAAUAUAACAGGACAGCUGGAGGAUGUUUGAUUACCCAAAAUAUCAAAACUAAUGACCAACUACAAAAUAGAGUCAGAAAACAAAGAAGAAAAAGGGUUUAAGGUCUGUUACCUGGACAGGUGCAGUUUUAAAAUGUUUACUUUUAUUAAAGCUAGAUUUUAUUUUUUAAUUUAUGACUUAAAAUAAAGAUUUAAAUGUGUUUAAGUUAAAAAAAAGACUAAAAUAAGUAACUUUAUGAGUAAAUAAAUGUAGUUUUUUCAGAUUGAAAUGUUCUCCUAGGAGAUAUUUUAUUAUCCAAAAUAUUAAAAAAACAAAGAAGAAAAAGGAUUUGAGGUCUGUUACUUGUACAGGUUCAAUUUUAAAGAGUCAUUUUUUACUUCCUGAUAUGAAAUAAAGACUUAAAUAUGUUUAAGUUUAAAAAAAGACUAAAAUAAGUAACUUUAUGAGUAAAUAAAUGUCGAUUUUUACAGGUUGAAAUGUUCCUCCUGGAGAUGUUUCACAGUAAAAGUGUCCAAAAACUCUCCCUGAUAGAACCACGUUCAUAAUUUUAGAUUUCUGUUCGGUUAGAGGAAGUGUUUUCAGUUCUGAUGAAGUCUACAGGAGCCUCUGACUGAUCCAUGUUGUGGUGUUCAGUGAUUUGUUCCUCUGAGGAGCAGCUGUAAAUCUCCGUCAGUCUCCAUCAUCAGGAUCUCUUCACGUCGAUGAAGUGAAGCAAAGAUCAUUUUCUAUAACUUUUCUGUAAAUUUUCCUCAAAGUUGAAAAAGAUUUUAGACCGAGAGUCAAAGAUGAAAUAAAAAAGUUUAGGUUCAUUCAGAGACCGGUCGGUGUUUCUCCUGUCUGAAUCAGUUAAAGAUGACCCUCCAGGUUUCCCCUCGUUUUUUUAAUAUUUCCUAAGAGCCUUUUUUUUUAAUGUGAAACUACUUUAAAGAAUUUGGCCGAGCUUCAGUUUCUUUUCCAAACUCAGUUCUUUGUUUUUGUCUGACAAAUAUUUGCCACAAAAGGCUAAAAUCUUUGUUUUUAUCCUUCUAAACUCAACUGGUGUUUAGUGUUUUGUUCCUCUGAGGAUCAGCUGUAAAUCUCCGUCACUCUCCAUCAUCAGGAUCUCUUCAUGUUGAUGAAGUGAAGCACAGAUGUUUUCCUGAAAGUCAGACGGAUUAUCAGACAUGAGAACAAACUGUUCAGUCGGGCUUCAGGACUGUUCUUACAGGCUGGUCCAAGUCCUGAACAUGACUGACAAAUACACAAGAUUUAGAAAGAAAUAAUGAGAAGUGUCACUUUAACUUCUUUGUAUAGUUUUGCUGAUUUAUUUCAUCAUUUUCCGUCAUUUGAGUUAGAAGAAGAAUUCAGGUUUUAAAAAGAAGAGGCCCCAGGAUGGCGCCCUGGGGUACUCCAUAAGUCAUUUUUGAUUCCUAAGUGAACGGCUAUAAACCAGCUGAGUUUGUUGAUUAAGGGAAGUGAGUUAAAUAUAAAAUAUUAAAUUAGGACUCAUGAAAAUACUAUCUUUUUUCAUACUAAGAGAUUUCAUGUCUGUGUUUUAUUCCUCUGAUCUCCAGCGUUCGUAAACCUAACGUCCGUUUUUCUGUUUCUCUCUCUGUAGUAAAUUCGACACCCUGAUCCAGGCUCAGGCUAGAGAGCUGUCUCACCUCCGCCAGCGCCUCAGAGAAGGUCGCGGCGUGUGCAACAUCCUCACCCAGCACCUCGGCGACACCACCAAGGCCUUCGAGGAGCUGCUGAGAGCCAACGACAUCGACUACUACAUGGGCCAGAGCUUCAGGGAGCAGCUGGCUCACAGCGGGGCGCUCGCACAGAGGGUCAGCGCCAAGAUCAGCGGACGUGAGUGAUCGAUCGGUUUAUGAAUCAUAAUUCAGAGGAGAUACGGAGGCUGAGGAGGGACAAAUCUGAUCAUUAGGGGUCUGAUUGGUUUAAAGUGUCAUUAUCUUACAACAGGAGAUCACGCUGAAGAUCCAGACGAGAAGACAGAGCUGCUCGCCAUCCGGUCAGUGCUCCUUUAUAAUAACUCAAUGUGUGUGUGUGUGUGUGUGUGUGUGUGUGUGUGUGUGUGUGUGUGUGUGUGUGUGUGUGUGUGUGUGUGUGUGUGUGUGUGUGUGUCACCCUGUCACUGUGCCGGAUGUCAGUCAGUGGAAAGUAUUGGUGUGUGACGCUCGGCUGAUGUUUGGUCCUCAGGGCUGAACGGACAGAUGAUCAGUGAUGACCUCACUGGAUGUUUAUAAUUAAGGUCGGAGAUGAUUGGUUAAUGAACGAAGGAGGAAAUGAGAGGCGGAGAUAACCUAGAUAUCUCUGUGGAAGGAUCUCCUGAUGGAGUCUUUGAGAUAUUAAUAUAGAAGAGAUUUUAACUUGAUAACAGCAGACCUCCUUCGAUUAGAUCAGCGUUUACGUCGUCUUCUUCAGACUGAUCCGUUAUAACCUCGAGUUUUCUGUGUUUUUUGCAGAGAAAUCACAAAACUCCAACUUUAACAUCUCUUUUUUUUAAACUGAUCUCCUCAUUUAUUCACAAAUGACUGAAAUUGUUAACGACACACUAACCCCCAAUUUUCACCACAUGCGAAACGGCUCCAACUUUCAACAUCGUAGAUUGUGUCCUUCCAGAGGAGGAAAUCUACUUCUAGACUUCUAGAAUCAGCAUCUCCUCAUCCAUGGUGUCAUCGGGGUGAAAUGACGUCUAAAAACCUUUCACUUGUUCGUCUCCGCCCGUUUGCAUGGUGUGAAAUACGAUCCACCUGAAACACGGAGUGUUUUAUUUUGAAAAGAAGCCGGAUGUUUUAUUUUGUGUCUGUGCCCGACUUCCUUUCCAGCACGGGUUCAUCUGUGCUGAAUUUAUCCGCCAUGCUCCGGCAUCCAGAAAAAAUAGAACUCUUAUCUUAUAUAUACUCUUUUUUUAUAUAUAUACAUAUAUAUAUAUAUAUAUAUAAGUGGGCCUAAAAUUGAACCUUGUGGAACUCCUUUUUGUGGAACUCCGUUUUGUACAUAUAAAAAAAGAAAAGUAUCCUCCCCGUUUAUUUGGGGACCUGUGUAUAAGACACCUCCUACUUAUGCUGAUUAGACUGUCGGCCUAGAACGCCCAGAACACAAAUAUGUUUAAAUACGGUUUAAACUUUUUCAUGUUUGUUUUUUAAUUUGAACCGUUCCUGUCUUUCUCUCCUCUGAGGAAUCGUAGAAACCUCCUCCUCCUCCUCCUCCUCCUCCUGUUUUUGUCUCAGCGCUCCUCAUGCCCUCAUGUCUCAUUAGCUCAGCGUCUUUACCGUCAGCUCUCAUUUCCUGCUCGCCAUCGUCUCUCUCAGCCCCUCAGCUGCUCGUUAAGUCAGAGAAGCUGCUCUGACAUCAGCGCAUUACAAAACCUCACAGAGCUCUGACGUCACACGCAGCAGCGCGGGGCUGAGCCGUGAUUGGCUGACUUCGACCCACCCUCCACCACCACCAACACCACCACCCAUUCAUUCAUCCCAACACACACCACCACCACUGCUGCUGCUGCUGCUGCAGAGUCAGGGCCAGCACAGCCGAUGUCCGGGUGGAGACCUCAGCCGCUCAGUCGAUCGGUUAGAUAAUUAGGAAGGAGUAGAAGGAAAGGAAAGAAGGGAAGGAAGUGAAAUGAGGAUUUUUUCAUUUAAGUCAGAAAACUUAACUCAGCCAGUGUGAUGGUUUUAUUAAUUAAAGGACUAGUCUGUAUAAAUCUGAAUAUUUAAUGAUGUUUAGCGGUCUCUCUUUCCUCCUGUUGGAUCAGCUACGGCGGCCUGCAAGGACACAUCUGAUCCUCUGCAGGGUCACUGUUGGCGUGUAAUCUCACGUCCCAUAUAUGAAGGUUAUGAUCCUCCUGCAGACAGCCUCGGUCCACGUCCUCUCUCUCUCUCUCUCUCUCUCUCUCUCUCUCUCCUGGUGUCCUCCUCGCUCCUCUGUCCUGGAGCUCCUAAAGUCGUGUCUCUAACAUCUUCAGUACAGGAUGUCCAGGACCGAACCUGCGUAAAAAAACAUCUUAUUAAGCGUCCCCAGGUGCUCCAUGAUUUAUAAAUGAUCGGUGAUGAUGAAUAUUUCAGUUUUUCAGUCCGGUCCCUCUCAGGCCGUAUGUGAACGCAGCUCUCAGCUCCAUGGUGGAUGAGCGAUGGAUGUCCUGGAUGUUCAGUCACGUGUAACUCGACCGAACCUCAAUUCUGUUUCAUAACACAGCUGACUGAUUUUCAUACCUGAGAGAGAGAGAGAGAGAGAGAGAGGAAGAGUCACACCAGCUGGAGGAAACUGGAGUUUUCACGCUCGUCUUUCACUUUAUUAAAUCAUCCGUGGUUUUUAAUUUCUGAGACAGACACGCUGAUAAAGUCCUCCUGGCUGUUGUCGGGCAAAAUUUUGGGUCACACUCCAGUAAACAAAUGAUGCUCAGUGAUUAAUUAGAGUGUCCCCUCAGAGGGAUGGAGAGAGAGAGAGAGCGAGAGAGAGAGAGAGCGAGGGUCUGCAGUAAUCUACCGACAUGGGUCUGCAGCACAGAUGGUUCACCAGAUGUGAGGGAGAAUUAUCUACUCUGUGUUUUUUUUUUCUGUGACAGACAUCUCAUCUAAAGUGUCCCUCUGAUUCUGAGGGGACAAACGUGUGUGUGUGUGUGUGUGCGUGUGUGUGUGUGUGUGCGUGUGUGUGUGUGUGUACAUUAACCUAUGCUUUGACUUAUUUCACACAGAAACUCUUCGACAUAUGUCAGUUUAAACAAACAGAUGUAGAGACGAUUGUGUGUCCGACCUCCGUGUUUACGUUGUGAUGAUUUGGUUUAAUCUAAAGUAAAUUCAGAUUAUUGUUUUAUUAUUAUCAUUAUUAUUGAAGCUCAGCAGAUGUAAACUGUGAGAAGUGGAGGUGGAGCUGCUGUCAUGGUGGGAAAGUUUGAGCGUUGCGUCCCAAAUACCGCCGUAUCCUCUCAGCAGAAACAAAAGCUGCAUUAAUUGUUCUGAGGCUCAUUUGCAUAAAAAGAGGUCAAUUUCAUUCAUAUAGGUGCAAACACACACACACACACACACACACACACACACACACUGAUUGUUAUUUUACUGCACUUUAAUCUAAAAUCUUCUCUCCGUGGAUAAAUUCGCUCUAAACACGCUGAUACUCAGUCACGCUGUGAGGCUUCUGCCGCUGCGUCGGCCUGGCGCAUGUUAACAUGGCGUCUAAUCAGGUUAAGUUAUUAAAACCUCCAGCGGGGAGGGAAAUAGGUCAGGAGCAGCUAAACGCAGAGGGAGGGAGAGAAAGAGAGAGAGAGAGAGGGGGAGAGAGGGAGGGAGUUAGAGCGAGAGGAAACGUGAGGGGAAGCCGCAGAGGGACAGAGAGAGCAUCACUCCGCUUCAGUGUUUCAGGAGCAGCACAUGGUGAUCUACACUCAGCUCUGAGAUCUGAUCCGAACAUCACAGACCUGGAUGUUUUUAGACUGAUGCACGGAGCUGAUCUUACAGGAUUUUAUCAGAGUUUUUGUUGGAUUACCUGUAAAGUUUCAUCUUUGGGUGAAUCCACAUUUUUACAUCUUAAGAGGAGACUUUUCUUUUGACGCUCCUGCAGAGAGAUUCACUCUGAUAUAAAACACGACGUUAAAGAGGAGGAUCCGCUCGUUCUUUCAGCGUCUGCUCCUCUGUUGUUUUUUCUCUGCGGUGGUCAGUGCAGCGUGAACGCAGAAGCCCUCCGGACCCGGACAUCCGUUUAAGCGCAGACUCCUCCUCCUCUCCUCUCCUCCUCUCUUCGUGCUGCUCUGUCGUCACUCCAUCUCUCCCUCUGGGCUCCUCUGCUGCUGAUGCUGAUGCUGGUGGGAUAGGGUUUUGUCCAAAAGACGCUUUUCCUUUGAGGGGAACUUUUUAAGACGUCAAUACAGAGAGGACUUCUUUCUUUUUUGGACCUACAAAGAGAAAGUGAACAUUUGGCUGCAGGGAGAAGAGGGAGACCCAGAGUUCAGCUGCAGUUUUCCUUUUUUUAGCUUUUAAAAUCUUAUUUCAUCUGAAGCUGCUGGAGGAUCCUGAACUCGUGUUUUUAUCCGAGCUUCACUCAGGAUACAGUUUUCUCGCUCCUGUCCUCUCAACAUCACUCUGAUCUAAACGUUUGGACGACAAACACUCAAAUCUUUCAACUUUGCAUCAACAGUCGCUGUGCUCUUAUCCUGCAGCUUCAGUCGCCUGAGCGUCUGGAUUUCUUCUCGUGAUCUGAAUCACACUCCCAGGAUGUGCGUCCAGGUGUGUGCGUGUGCGUAAAGGGUGUCACUAAAAUCCAUCCUCCUGGGAACCCGAGCCUAAUCUGAGGAUUUACUCUGCUUUUCACCUGCUCUGAUACACAUCCAGUCAUCCCUCCAUCCUUUUAUCCCCCGCACACGCGGUACCUGCUGUCACACGCAGCCUCGGGGUCACGACCUUGGCGGCGAAGCCAAUGAGCCACGUUUGGUUACCUCCGGUGACACGGCGUGGAGGAAAAGCUGCAGCGGCGGAGAAAGUUCCAGUAGAAGUCUGAGAGAGAGGAGGAAACAGGGGGAGGAUGGUGGGUCAGUAGCCCAGGCAGAGGGCCGUCAGCGGGGGAAGGGGGUCAGAUGGCUCCCCUGUGGAAGGCCAUGCUGUCCAAAAGCAGUCCGCUGUACCGAGACUCGCUGUUCUCCUUCUCUCUGUGGGAGUGGAAAGCUCAGGAGAGGGAACUGCUGCUCCUCAAGAAACUGACCGACAGGGAGAGGAGAGCGCUGCUAACACAACUGGACAAGUAAGACGGACAGACGCACAACUAAACAAACAGACAAGAGGAAACUUUGGACGAAACAGGUUUAUGUGUGGAGGUUUCAAAAUGCUGAAAGGAAAGAAAAAAAUCAGUUUUCAACGUUUACAGUCUAAGUGUGACGCUAAGAAACCAGAAUUUAAAUCUGUCGAAGCGUCGUCGACUUAUCUCAAAUACGUCUUUUUUUACUUAAUAUGAGCCAAAGUCAGCUGGUCAGUCUGGAUCAAUGAGACUUAAACUGCUUUUAAUAAAUGUAAAAAAAUCAGUUUAUGGGAUAAGAAAAACAUAAAGGUGAACUUUGUUUAAUUUAAACCCGAUUACUAAUUCUUACAUCAAGAAACUUCACAAGUACAUUUUUUAUUAAUCUCGUAACGAUCCAUUCAGGUCUUAGUUUGGUCAGUAAUAUCUCUGAACAGGUUGAUUAUUAUGAUAUUUCUUAUUUAAAGUCUGCUCAGACAUUAUUAAACUCACUUUGUUUUUUGUUUUCAGUCGUGUAAAUUUCCUCCCUACUGUAGCUCAGCAGCUUUCUGAUCGUACUCUCGUUAACUGUUAUUCACAGCAGGUGGAGGCAGUAUUAAAUCCAUACAAAUAUAUAUUAAUGUUAAUAAAACCGAUUUGUUUUAGUUUGACCUGACUCCUGCUCACAAGUCUAGUAUUUGGAUCGGACCUGAACCUCUCUGGGAAACCCACCUGGGUCCAGCCAAGUGUUUUGAAGGAGUCAAGACCAGGCUUUAAGAAGGACCCACCUGGAACCCCCUCACACCCGUGUUUGCUGUCUUAAUGGUUGUGUCCAGUAUCGCUCACGUGAUCUUUAUUCUGGGUUGAUUAUAGCUUCAUUAUAUGUUGAUUAAAACAAGUGUGAGGGUUUUUUUUAACUGGUCAUGAAACAGUCUAAAUUAACUGUGACCCAAACAAGCAAAAAGACAAUUUUUUAUACCUUAAACAGCUGAUGUUGGUUUUAGACUUGAGAGACGUUUGUGAGAAAAGACUCUCUGUGAGGGUCCAGGUCUGGACCAGACUGAUCCGGGUCGAGUCCUGUCCUCUUACCCAGUGUUAGCCGGUUUAACGAUAUUCCUAUUUAAACCGGGUCGCUCAUGUUCUUUGUGUGUUUGGGUCUCAACGCCAACACACUUAAAACUGUCAUCUGGGCAGAUUCAGCUCAGGCGUUCUCACUGUCCUACAAAUGCAGUUCCUCAAACGUCCACUGGAGGCACAAACCCUAUUAUAGCUCAUUUAAAGUGUCCGUUUUUAAAUAUGGUUACAGUAAAGUUAAAAAACAGUUCGAUCACACCAAGACUAAGACUUUAACAUGAUAGGGGGCGUGGCUAAUUGUGCGAUAGUGAGUUAUCAGUGUUUCAGUUACAAAGUCGUAAAAGAAAAAAGUAGCCAACAGCCAAAAACGGAAGUGGAAACAAGAUGGCUACAUCUACAAAAGUUAUUCUCACGAUUGUCUUGUUGAAUAUCACCUAUAGAGGAUCGGGUUUCCUAUCAGCACAAGCCGUCACCAACACUCGGUUAACAGAUGACCGUUAAGACUUGUUAACUAAUUACUGUUUAAACCGUCGGUUAAAAAAAACAUUCAGAAAACUAACAAUUUGCGCAUCCAUAAACCAGAGGUCGUUCACGACAUUGUAGAUUACUAUUUAUAACUCUUCUCUGCAUAAACAGGUCUCUGAAAAAACAUAAAUAAAUUAAAUACAAGGCUAAGGUUAGCUGCCGUUAGCAUGGCCUGCUUUUAAGUUUGUAUAUACUCAUCAAAAAUGUAAAUUACACUAUGACAGUAUUUCCAUACAUCUAACAAUACUAUCGUAUACGGCUGACUUAUCAGAGUUAUUACAGGAGCUUCUACUUCCUGUUUACAACCGGCGCCACCAUCUUUAAAUGUCAACUCAGGGGUUUUGUGGAACGUCCAACUUUCCGAGUUGGAAAUUCUGACUUUCCGAGAGUCGUUCCAGUUGAAAGUUUCGACUCAGAGCUCGGAAACCCCGACUUCCGAUUAAAGCUGGAAUGCACCGUAGUUUCCAUGACAGCUGAUCGUGCUGCAGCUGUUUGUUGUUGUUGUUGAUAAUUUGUGUGUGUGUGUGUGUGUGUGUGUGUGUGUAUCAUUGAUUCAGAUGAAUGACCUCUACUGCAGCGUCUGUGUACCAACAUGUCAUCGAUAAUUGAAUCAGCUGGAGGCGACUCUCCGUGAAAACAACAUGUGUCAUUAUUUCAGGGUGUUUUAUUCCUCGAACCGUCUCCUUCACUCAGAUCACAUCAGGGUUUAAUAACGGCGUUUAUCAGAGCGAGUCUGCGGCGCCGUGUUAGCCGAGUGAUCAGGCCUCAUGUGUCACUAAGAGGUUUUUCUGUCAGUAAAGCCGCUGAGGGACAGGUGACUCAUGGAGCAGGUAGAUCACGGCUCAUUACUGAUUAUCCUGAGGUCACAGGGCUGAGAAUGAAGACGCUCUCUGAGGGUCAGUGUUUCUCUGAUAAGAGCUCGAACGAGAAGAUGUUUGGACCGAGCUCUCUCUGGGUCUCAUCUUCUUUUUAUUUACAACUGUUUGUGGUGUUUACAAGAUUAAAGUGUCUUUUCUACGAUGGAGUAUGAGGGCCACAUAAAAAAAGAAAAAUAUUAAGACUUGGAGAUUAAAGUCUUUACUAAUAGGAAUAAAGUCGGAGUAAAGUCAUUACUUACAAGAAUAAAGUUGCAAUGAGGUCAUUAUUUACGAGAGAAAAGCCGUAAUAAAAACGUUGCAAAAAUAAAGUUGUAAUAAAAUCCUUAUUUAUAAAGAUAAAGUUAUAAUAAAAUCAUUAUUUACAAGAAUAAAGCCAUAAAAAAAUCAUUAUUUAAGAGAUUAAAGUCAUAAUAAAGUAAUUACUUACAAGAAUAAAGUCGUAAAGUGAAUUUCAUCUUAAAUCUGCUUUAGUUUGAGGAGGAAAUGUCUGAACUGGUCACCUUCAGAGUUAUCUGUGGGUGCAUCAGCGGGUCAUUCAGAGAGAUUUUUUGGUUUCUCAAGAAAUAAUCCAACUGAUGAUCAAAAUUUGAGAUUCAGAGAAAGUCGAGCUCUGACGAGAACCACGUCUGUCCCUGAUGACGGCACAACACCGACAGAAACCUCCACCUGCAGAGACACCGACACCUUAUUAUGGUGUAUAGAUUCAUAUGAUAAACUAAAGACAUAUAAACUAAAGUUAUAAUCGGCUGCAUUGACGGAUUGAACCUCUGCACAGACAUUUACUGACAUUUCCCCCUCCUUAAAAACAGCGAUUUCCUACAAGUCCGCCUGGUUCUUUUGCGGAAAAGAUGAAUUUCUUCAUAUGUCCUGAUACUUCUGACAAUGUGAUGCUGAAACGCCAAAAGAUUUAGUUUCUCCUUGUUUGUGAAACCAAACUACUUAAGUUUCAUCUAAAUGCUCCACAGCGUUUAUUUAAACAACUAACAACAGGUCAGAAUAUUAGCUACGACUUUAUUAACGUAAUUAUUUUAUUACGACUUUAUUCUUGUCAGUAAUCACGAACUCUUACUUUUUUUUUUCUUAAUGUGGCCCUAACACUCUGUCGUACUUUUCAUACUCCAAUAAUCACAUUAAUCUUCUGUAUAUAUGUGUGUGUUUGUGUGUGUGUGUGUGUGUGUGUGUUUGUGUUUGUGUGUGUGUGUUUGUGUUUGUUCAGGCUGAGUAAGGAGCUUCAGCAGAAGGACAAAAUAAUCGAGUCUCUUCGCUCCAAACUGAACCAGCAUCACAACCACCAUCAUCGCUCUGACACGCCCUGCAGCAGCCACGCCCUCUCCGACACCACCGACCAAUCGGACCGCAUCUCCUACGUGUCUGACGAGCACGGCUCGACCAAUGAGGACCUGGAGCUCUGCUCUGAUGUGGACGCUGCCAGUGAGCUCGGUCAGAAGGAAACGCAGGCAUCCGCCAAACUGAGCGCGGGUGAGAGAGACACACACACACACACACACACACACACACACACACACACACACACACACACACACACACACACACACACACACACACACACACACACACACUCCGUCACCUCCUCCUGUUAAACCUCCUCUGUUUGUUUCUAGACUCCCUCUCCCACAGCGGCUCCUUGUCCCGUCUCCCAUCAGCCCCUCCAUCCGUCACCUCCUCCCACAGAGCCCACUCCUGCCAUAGCUGUCCCAGCAUGCAUUGCCCCAACUCACCGUUCAGACCUGCAGACCUGCAGAGCCACACAGGUAGGACCGGGCGUCGCAGUGUGUCGCAGUCACGAGGCGCUCCUGCUCCUCCUGCGUACCUCCUCAUUCCUCCUCCUCUGCAGUCCUGCUCCUUUCUCUCUCCUCCCUGACUCUCUCUCUCCUUCUUUGGGUUUCCAGCUUCAGUCUCCACCUUUCAGCCUCCUCCCCCCUCCUCCUCCUCCUUCACUCAGAGGGUCCCUCUCUCCCUCCAUCCUCACCCUCCACCCCUGAGAACCCGUUACCAGCCCAGCGGGGGGGCGGGUUUCUCCCUGGCUGAGGUCCAUCAGGAGCUGCAGAUGCUGCAGAGGCAGCUGGGAGACUCUGAGCGUGCGUCAGACCGAGUGUCUCUGCAUGAGUGUGUGUGUGACUUUAACAAACUGAAUCUGAUUGGCUGCACAGAGAUUUAACUGCACAGAGUUCAGAGCGAGAGAGCGGGAAGUUUUACAUGCAGAAAUUUAACAUCUUAAAUCAGCUCGUUUAGAUUUGAACGUGGUUUUAUUUGUAGAUUAAUCACAUUUAUGGUCGGUCAGUUUCAGGGAUGGGAAUUGAGUACUAGUUCCAAAGGUCUACGCAAACGGGAACUGUCUCUGUUCCUGUUUGCGUAACAAAGAAAGGCAUUGAUAAAGGAAUCAUUAAAGAAUCGAAUCGUUAAGCAGAAUCGAUAGUGGCAUCAAUAUCGAUUAGUCUCAUCAAUUCCCGUCCCUGAUCAGUUUAAGAUUUCAGUUUUUCUUUUUCUUUACUUUAAAACACUUCCACACUUCACUCCUGAUCAAGACGCUACAAACCCUGCCUCUAAUCUGUUCCUCUCUCGGGUCGGUUUGGUUCUUAAUUUACACAAAAAAGAAGUCAUCUUCACAGUCAGCUCUGUGCAGAAUCGCCCUCUGCUGGUCAUUAGGAGAACUGCAGGCUAAAUUCACGUCUGCAUGAGUGUGAGGAUCGUUGAUUUUUUUGUCUCCUCUUCUGCUCCUGUCUUUCUCGUCUCCUUCAUUCUGAACUCUUCGUCUCUCGUUGAAUCUCUGCUCUGAGUCUGAACCCUGAACCCUGAACCCUGAACCCUGAACCCCGAGCCUUGAACCCUGAACCCUGAACCCUGAGCCCUGAACCCUGAACCCUGAGCCCUGAGCCCCGGCUUGAGGGGGAUUUGCAGUGAUCAUUUAACACUCAUGAAGGAUGAAGCUUUGACAGAUUUGGUUUGCCUGAUGAAGUCUCUCCGUCUUUCUCUAAUCGGUCUCUAACACUCUCUAAUUUUGACAGAAGUCCGUCUGAGCCUCUCUAAACUCUCUUCCUCCUUUAAUCUUCAUGUUUUUUUCUCCUCCUCCUCCUCCUCUUCAGGGUUCUCCACCCCUCAGUCCAAACCUCUGCAGGGUUUCCCCUUCACCCACCAGCAGCCCGACUCCUCCUCCUUCCUCCCUCUCUCCUUCCACGGGUACCAGCCGUCUCCUUUCAGCAGCGCCGCCAGCAGCGGUCUGGACGCCAGCUCAGCCUUGAAAGCUGGAGCCAGCCUGCUGGAGAGCAGUGCAUUGUGGGAUAUGACCUACGGACCCAGACCUGUCAGACUGGGAGCCGACCUGUCCUCGGGAUCGUCUGGUUAUCAGUCCGGCACGAGUAACACAGGUAACCAUGACGAUUGGACGAAUCGUGAAGGUCACAGUCGGUUAAAAACAGAGCAGCAUCUAUAAUCUGGAUCAUGUCUUUGUUUUAGGUUCAGACCUGAUGAAGGAACACCUGAGGGAGAUCAGGAGUCUCAGACAAAGACUGGAGGACUCCAUCCAGACCAACGACCGCCUCCGACAGCAGCUGGAGGAGAAACUGGCUCGCACCGCCACAGAGAAAGGUGACGCAGACUUCUGGAAUCAAAAACACUCGUGAAGAUCUCAGCUGUGAUCCAAGAUUGUCCAGUUCUGGGUGUGUCCAUUACUCAAAAAUCACAGACUUUUAUGUGUCCCCUCUUUCAGGAGCUCCUACCAACAUCUACAUCCAGGGUCUGGACUCUGUGAGCCAGCUGUCCACUGAGAUCCGCCUCCUGAAGGAGGAGAACGUCAGUCUGCAGAACCAGCUGAAACAGACCAGCAGAGGUACGGACCAACUCCUGAAACACCUCAGGGGAUCUGAUCAGGGUUACAUGUGUCUCUAAUACCUGUACUGACAUGUGUCCGCCUGCAGAGGGCAGCAAAGAGGUGGAGCAGCUGAGGGAGGCGGCCCUCCUGGACCGGGCCAGGCUGAAGGAGGCGGAGCUAGAGGCAGUGAGGUGGACGGAGCAAAUUAGAAAGCAGCAAAGUGAAGCGGAAACCAGAAGUCAAGAGAUUUCACAGCUGAAGGUGGACAGACAGAAGAACCAGGAGGCCGUCAACAGGUGAGAGACACGGGGACGGAUUUGGAGAGUGGGGACAUUUUAGGAAGAAUGAGGACACUUUUGUAGAUUGAGGACAUUUUAUCAGGUCUUCUUUUUAAGGAUCAUUUUCAGAAUGUGGAUCAGGGUUAGACCUGUUGACCUCUCUGAAAAUCUGAUCGUCUCACAGUUAAACACAGAACUCCUCAUGGUUUGGACUUCUGUCACAUUCAGACUCUUUUGUUGUUCGAUAAAAAAAACCCUAAAAUAAAAACAAACACGUAUUUAUCGUCUCUCUGUCCUCAGACUCCAGCAUGAAGUGAGCGUCCUCCAGCAGCAGCUGUCCGAGAGCCGCAGUUUGGUCCACUCUCUCCAGUGUGAGCUGCAGGUGUACCACCGAGUGUGUGGAGUCCCUCCGAACACACACACAGGUACGAGGCUUUAAUACUACAGUAUAACAUCAUAUAAUAAUGGAAACGCUGCCCAAACUGGACCUACAUAUGUGUGUGUGUCUGUGUGUGUGUGUGUCCGAGCAGGUAAGGCUGGGGAAAGCGCACAUCUUGGACACAGCAGCGUGACCUUUGACCCCAGAGAGCUGCACAUUCAGCUGGAGCAGCAGCUGAGCGGACGGGCCGACACGCAGCCCCGAACCAGGAGGAAACUCUUCAACGGUCAGUCUGAGAUUAAAAAAAACAUCCUGAAUGAAUAUUUGUAUUUUUGUAUUUUUGUGUCUGACAGAAAAACGUUCCUCCUCCUCCUCCUCCUCCUCAGAUAACGUCCCCUCGCCUCCUGUGAGAGACACCGGGCUCAUCAGUCCCUCCUCUCCUCUGCAUCCUGCAAAGAAACAUGGAGGAGAACCAGGAGGAGAACCAGGAGGAGACAGUCAGGGUGAGAAAACGUUCAUUUAUCGCAUUUUCAUGAACCCUCACUGUUAGACUGAUAACUCAUCCUGCCUCUGUUCGUGUCGCUCGCUCUCUUUCCCAGCAGCCUCGUCUCUGCAGGGUCAGGCCCCGGACGGCUCAUUCACCAACCCUCAUGGCCGCCAUGCGGUCGGCCAUAUUGACGACUUUAAAGCUCUGCAGCAGCAGAUCCUGGAGGGCGGCGCUCUCCUCAGAAAGAUGGAGGUCACCCUGAGCUCCCUGAACACGCCGCAGGAGUUAAACUUCCAUCAGGUGAGACUUCCAUAAAAACGGAGACUAAUGAACGUGUGAGUAUGGAUAACCAGCAGGUUCAUUGACGCUCUCGUGUCGCUCUCAGCUCUCAGACUCGGGUCAUGUGAGGAAGCUGCAGUCCGACACGAAAACCCUGAGACAGAUCCUGGAGGAGUCGGACUCUCUGCUGCGAAUGUUCUGGAGAGCAGCUCUGCCCGACAAGACGGAAACCGAACAGGUCGGGAAAGUGACGCUGAGACACCUCGAGAAUCCUCCGAUGAUUCGACUCUAAAAUAUCUGAUUUCUAAAGUCUGACGCCUGUCUGUGUUUGUAGGAUCAGUGUCUGAUGGAGGAGGUCGUUUCUCUCCGUCUGAGGCUCUCGGAAAAAGAGGAGGCUCUAAAGGACGCCAUGGAGAGAGUGAAGAGCUCCAACCGCACCAAAGAUAGCAUGGAGCACUUUAUAGUCAGCCAACGUGAGUCAGAAACGCUCCGACGGUUUCCUCUCCACAUCACAAAAACCAAAGAGAAGCAGAUUCAUGAGGGUGCUGCACAUUUAACACCACAGAGCUGUGCCUCGAAUCUUUAUUAUUUUAAAAUCCCUGCAGAGUUUAUUUUAUUAUUUUAUCAGAUCCAGAGCACCUACUUCCCCUGCAGAUCAUGCAUGCAAACAUGACACAAAAAUCCAUGAAAUGAUCCUCCUAAAACCCGAGGCAGGAGCGUAAAAAUAGCAGCUCUGCUCCGAGGAGUUCUGAGGAUUAUAAAUAAUCAUGAGAUGGGUUAUCGUUUUAUCAUGUCUGCCUGAAGCAUCAAUCCCAGAGUCACCUCCCAGCUCUUGUUUUUCACAGCCCACGUCUUUUUUUCAUCCGUUUAAUUUUCUUAAUCCUGUAAAAAAAACAUGAAAUCUGUGAAACUGCAGCCAAGAGAAAUCAGCUCUGUGUCUCGGUGGUUUUAUGACCUUCAUUAUUUGUUCGAACACAGUCUUGCUGACCUUGAAGCUUCGUUUCUUCUGAUGAAACGAUGACUUAAAGACUCUCUCUCUGUGUUUGUUGACAGUGUCGAGGACCCGGGACGUGUUGAAGAAAGCAAAGACGAACCUGCAGGUGAGUUUUUUUACCUGUUCGAUCAGUGAAGGUCUUUGGUUGAAGCAGGUGGAGCUGACUCUGAGCCCUCAUUAAAGUCACCUCACUCCUGCUGUCUCUCUCUCUCUCCUCCUCCUCCGGCUCCUGCUGAGUCUCCUCAGGAGAACCAGCUCAGGAUUUCCUCCCUGCAGCCGGCCUCUUUCUCCACUCCCCCUACCUCUCCUUCCUCUUCCUUCUUCUCCUCCCCCUCCUCCUCUCCCUCCUCUUCCUCACACCCUCGGUUCAGCAAAGGUACGACCCCUGAGCUUUGCUGUGCGCCGUCCUGAUAACCUCGUAAAGCUGCUUGCUCUGGGUUUGAAGUUAUUUGUGUGUGUGUCGGUAACUAAGGACAACCGAACGUCUUCUUUAGCCGCUUGUCUUGUUAACAAACUAAAACGCCCUGGAGGAGACGGGUGGUAAAACGUAAAACCUGCGAUGGAUUCAGGUUUGAAAGCUCAGGGACGUGAUGGUGGCUGUGUCUUCUGCCUGUCAAAGUGUGAAGUUUGUGGUUUUGGUCGUUUUUUUAAAGUUCUCGUCUCUCUGAAACCGUCUCCUCGUCUCCUCGUCUGUUUCAGGUCAAAACGCCGGAGGCUUCUGUGAACUCGCCUUCUCUCCUGAUUGGGGUGUCCUGAGGUCUCGGACUUCCUCCUCUGCUGUCAAGGGAGUGUCUCACCACCACAACCUUCACCACCACCAGCAGCAGCAGCAGCAGCGCCCCCUGCAGUCAGCCUUCCUGUAG